AGGCGGGGUCUGUACGGCGCUGCCAUAGCCGCCCGCGGGUGUCGGCGGAGGGAAGGUCUGCCUCCCGCUCGGAGUCGGGCCUCCUGACGCAGCUAGUGGACGGCGUGCUCGGGCGCCGCCGCCGCGGCCAUGCAUCCGCCGCCGCCGCCGCAUCGGGACUUCACCUCGGUCACGCUGAGCUUCGGCGAGAGCUAUGACGACAGCAAGAGCCCGCGGCGGCGCUCGUGGUGGAGGAAAUGGAAGCAGCUGUCACAACUGCAGCACAAUGUCAUUCUCUCCCUCGCUGCGUUUCUAGUUAUCUGUGGGCUCCUUUCCUGCAUCAACACAGCCAACCACUGGGAAGCCCCGAGUGUCAAGUUAUCCGAAGAACAGAAUAUGCGACCAGAAAUCCCCGGAUUGAAACCGGCAAACCCACCUGUCUUACCAGCUCCUCAGAAGGCAGAUGCGAACCCCGCACACCGGCCAGCAAUAUCUCAGUCGCCUCGAAAGCGUGUCCGGCGGGGACCACCCAACCUGCAGAUCAAAGCCCCCGACAGAGACUGGAAACCCAGGUGGCCGGGAGACGCCGACAAGGGGCCCACAGACCCGGCCGCUGCUCGCCAGGAAGAAAAGGCGCCGACGACGGUGAUCAGCUGGAGGGGAGCAGUGAUCGAGCCCGAGCGAGACACCCCGCUCCCUUCCAGAAAUGCAGAGGCCUCCACCAAGCGUGCAUCCCCGGAAGCCAGGACUCAGAAAGUUCCAGCUUCCCCAAACCAGCGCCAGCAGGCUGUGAUCACUGCCUUCCGCCACGCCUGGAAAGGGUACCGGAAGUUCGCCUGGGGCCACGAUGAGCUGAAGCCUCUCUCCCGGUCCUUCAGCGAGUGGUUCGGCCUUGGUCUCACACUCAUCGAUGCCCUGGACACCAUGUGGAUUCUGGGUCUGCAAAAAGAGUUUAAAGAAGCCAAGCAGUGGGUGUCACAGAAGCUGAACUUCCAGAAAGACGUGGACGUCAACCUCUUCGAGAGCACGAUCCGGAUCCUGGGGAGCCUCCUGAGCACAUACCACUUGACGGGGGACAGCCUCUUCCUGGAGAAAGCGGAGGAUCUCGGGAACCGGCUGAUGCCCGCCUUCAAGACGCCGUCCAAGGUCCCGUACUCGGACGUGAACCUCGGCACCGGCAUUGCCCACCCGCCCCGCUGGACCUCCGACAGCUCGGUGGCCGAGGUGACCAGCAUCCAGCUGGAGUUCCGCGAGCUCUCCCGGCUCACCGGAGUCGAGAAGUUCCAGGAGGCCGUGCAGGAGGUGACACAGCACGUCCACUCGCUCCCCAGCAAGAAGGACGGGCUGGUGCCCAUGUUCAUCAACACGCACAGCGGCCUCUUCACGCACCUGGGCGUCUUCACCCUGGGCGCCAGGGCCGACAGCUACUACGAGUACCUGCUCAAGCAGUGGAUCCAGGGCGGGAAGACGGAGACGCAGCUCCUGGAGGACUACAUGGAGGCCGUCAAGGGCAUCAGGACACACCUGCUGCAGCAGUCUGAGCCCAGCAAGCUCACCUUUGUGGGGGAGCUCGCCCACGGCCAGUUCCGCCCCAAGAUGGACCACCUGGUGUGCUUCCUGCCGGGGACGCUGGCCCUUGGCGUGCACCACGGGCUGCCAGCCGAGCACCUGGAGCUGGCCAAGGCCCUGAUGGAGACCUGCUACCAGAUGAACCGGCAGAUGGAGACGGGGCUGAGCCCCGAGAUCGCGCACUUCAACACCUACCCCCAGGGCAAGCUGCAGGACGUGCAGGUCAAGCCAGCCGACAGGCACAACCUGCUGCGCCCCGAGACUGUGGAGAGCCUCUUCUACCUGCACCGCCUCACCGGGGACCCCAAGUACCAGGACUGGGGCUGGGAGAUCCUGCAGAGCUUCAACACGCACGCACGGAUCCCCUCGGGCGGCUAUUCUUCCAUCAACAACGUGCAGGACCCCGAUCGGCCGGAGCCCCGGGACAAGAUGGAGAGCUUCUUCCUGGGGGAGACACUGAAGUACCUGUACCUGCUCUUCUCGGACGACGCGGACUUCCUCAGCCUCGACGCCUUCGUCUUCAACACCGAGGCCCACCCCCUGCCUAUCUGGACCCCUGCUUAGUGCAGAGUCAGGGCUGUCCCCAGGGGAGCCUGUCCGCAGCCUGGGCUGGGACGGACCGCUGACCUCUGACCUGGCCGAUGUGCUCCAGGAUGGUCCACCCAGCCAGGACGUCCGUGGGCAGCGGUGGCAGCGUCCAGUGCCCGCGCCUUGCAGCUCUGUGCUCCCUGAUUGCUGGCAGGAUGGGGAGGUCUCGAUUCAGGGUCAUCCCGCCAGCUGGGCACCACCUCUUUCCCCAAGAGAACUCCCCCGUCUCAGGACUCCUGCAGCCUGGGCCUCCCCAUCGGCCGACGCAGCCGCUGAGCAGAGCCACGUGCGGCUCACGGGCCACUCCUAGGUCCUCCCACCUGGGCUGUCAGGUGGCUGUGACCCCAGGGCCACCAGGCUCAGGCCAGUGGCAUUCCGUUGCUGGACUCAGGGAUCCCCGGCUGUCCUGCUGGGCCCCGGAGGGGCUGCGUUGGCAAGUUUUUCCUGCUUCUGGGUACAAGGAAGGGGCUUUCUGAUCAGGAUAAAACAGAUUUGCUUCAAAUUGA
Messenger RNA from Choloepus didactylus (southern two-toed sloth), 2642 nucleotides. RefSeq names its product mannosidase alpha class 1B member 1 (gene MAN1B1). Gene Ontology annotation, cellular component: membrane; endoplasmic reticulum. Lineage: Eukaryota; Metazoa; Chordata; Mammalia; Pilosa; Megalonychidae. The coding region runs from base 130 to 2112 and encodes 660 amino acids. Gene Ontology annotation, molecular function: mannosyl-oligosaccharide 1,2-alpha-mannosidase activity; calcium ion binding. The transcript is spliced from 13 exons. The record is from RefSeq and is a predicted model, not a curated record. Gene Ontology annotation, biological process: N-glycan processing; carbohydrate metabolic process.